GUUCUGGAGGCGUCUUUCUGCCCUGGGUGAUACUGGGGAUCCAUUGGACUGAGCAGGUUCAUGGCAUGGAGUAAUCGCUGACAGGCUUGGCUGAGUUCCUCUGCCAUUACACCCUUUGAGGAACGCCCUGUAGCCGGUUUCUCUGCUCUGAAUCAGCCUGCCAGGGUGCGCUCCACCCUCAUUCCAGAACAGAGACGUCGGGAGGCUCCCAGGCUGGAAGGACUCCCGCCGAGGCUGCCCCUUCCUCCUCCAUAUCCUUGCAUCAGGGGUUAAGGCACUCCUAGCCAGCAGCACCAGGCUCAUCAAUCCUGCUGAACCCCCCUGGAAUCCCACUUCUCCUGGGAGUGUCCUUGGAGUGGAAGGGUCUCUCCUGUGGGUGACUGAUACUUCCUGCUGUCUGGCCACUCCUCCCUCAUGCCGCUCGGACUAGGCCGCCGGAAGAAGGCCCCUCCACUGGUGGAGAAUGAGGAGGCUGAGCCCAUUCGUGGCAGCUUGGGUGGGGUGGAGGUGGGCAGUGGCGGCAGUGUGGCAGCCCUGCAGCCUGGCCUGCCACCGCCUCCUGCCAGCCUCCGCCCUCGACUGGUGUUCCACACUCAGCUGGCCCAUGGCAGCCCCACUGGCAGGAUCGAGGGCUUCACCAAUGUCAAGGAGCUGUACAGCAAGAUUGCAGAGGCUUUCAAGAUCCUGCCAGUUGAGGUGAUGUUCUGCACCUUAAACACCCACAAAGUGGACAUGGACAAGCUGUUGGGUGGCCAGAUCGGUCUGGAGGACUUCAUCUUUGCACACACAAAGGGCCAGAAGAAGGAGGUGGAGGUCUUCAAGUCUGAGGCGGCCCUGGGCCUGACCAUCACUGACAAUGGAGCCGGCUAUGCAUUCAUUAAGAGGAUCAAAGAAGGGAGCGUCAUAGACCGGAUCCAGGUCAUCAAUGUGGGCGACAUGAUUGAGUCCAUCAAUGGGCAGAGCCUCAUCGGCUGCCGGCACUACGAGGUUGCCAAGAUGCUCAAGGACCUGCCCAAAGGCCGCACCUUCACGCUGAAGCUAACAGAGCCCCGGAAGGCAUUCGAUAUGAUCAGCCAGCGGGCCGCAGGGGGCAAGCACAACAGUAGCUCCCAGCUGGGCACUGGUAGAGGGACCCUACGGCUGCGGGCCAAGGGACCGGCCACCGUGGAGGAGCAGCUGUCUGCGUUUGAGGAGAGGGCGAUUGAGAAGGUGGACGACCUGCUGGAGAGCUACAUGGGUAUCCGCGACACAGAGCUGGCUGCCACCAUGGUAGAGCUGGGGAAGGACAAGCGGAACCCCGACGAGUUCGCUGAAGCGCUGGAUGAGCGGCUGGGUGACUUCGCCUUCCCCGACGAGUUCGUCUUUGACGUGUGGGGCGCCAUCGGGGAUGCCAAGGUUGGGCGCUACUAGGACUCUGCAGGUCUGGCCUGCUCUGCUCACCCUGGAUCUGCUGUGCCCUUGGGCUAGGCAAGGGCAUGUUCUGCCGCUGCCCUCAUGUGGACUGGGGGGAAGGGGAGAUGCCACGGACCCGGCUCUGUGCCUGGCUCCAGCACUGCAAACACUCCAGCUCUGGCUCCUCGCCCCCUCCUCUGCCCCCAGGGCCCUGUGUGCACCUCUCUAUGGCCAGCCCUGCCUGACUGUACCUGGAGCCGCGUGGGAGCCGGGCUCUGGGCUCUUCUCUCAAUCCCCCCCAGGUGCUGGAGGCGGCGGAGGGGACAGCUGCUGGGCAUUAUGGAGCAAUAAGCUGAGCCAUCAUGUGCCCCUGGGGAAGGCUGCAGGGAGGUGGGGACUGGGCAGGCCCUUGGGGGUGCUCCCUCCCCAGUCCCAGAGGGCAACGGGGGAGUGAGGGGACCAGGAGCUGGACAGGAUUCCCAACUCCUGCACUGGAGAUGGGUGUGUGUCCUGGGACCUGCAGGGUCUGGCCCCCCUCUUCAGUCAUCAGGGUAACCUCCUGGCUGCUGCUGGGGAGUCCCUCGACUGUACCUCUGCCUGGGCGCAGCCUCCCGCUGGGCAAUAACCCAGAUGCCUUUAAACUAAUCCUGGUGCCUGUGUUGCACAUGGGGGUGUUUGUGGGCAGAGGCCCCCUACCCCAUGCCCGUAUGGUACACCCACCCUGCUGCCUGUCAGCACCCAUCUAACCACUAACAGGAGUGAGACCACUCCAGGCAGGCUGCUGAUGGCAGAGUGCCCCCAACAGCCUGCUCGCUCCUCCCCCGGGGCGUUCUGAGCUCGCCCCAGCCCCCUGCCCUGCUGCUCUGUUGGUACUGUGCUGCCCUGUCCCUUCACCUGCAUUAAUCCUUCCUCCUCCCCAGAUGGAGCCCUGAGCUGUGAGGGGCUGGCAGGGGCAGGCAGCAUGUGGGGCUGCAGGCAGGCUCCUCGUGGGGCUGCAGCCCCGAGCAAUGCAUGAGACUGGGAGCUGCUGCUAACUCGGGGGUGGGGAAACAGCUUGCUCCCAUCCCCUCAUCCUGCUCCCCUUGUUAUCCUCCCUUCCCCUACCACCAGGGGAAAGGAAUUGACAGCCUGCAGUGCCCCCUGCUGGCAAAGGCCUGGCUGAGGUAGCUGGGAGCUUCCCCCAGGGCCAGAGUUCCUGCCCCCUGUUGCACCCCUUGCUGGCAGAAGCUCUCUGGUGCAUUCAGACUGCCACAACUGAGCACCAUUGCCCUGGGACCCCUCCUCCACUUACUUCUGCCACAAAAGGCUUCUUUGGGGGUGCAGUGGGGCCCUGCCCCACGUACCACAGAGGAAUAGCUCCAGGCUGGGUCCUGCUCCUUGGGUCUGCUCUCCCCACUGCAGGGAGAGUGGGCCAGGGGCUGGGUCCCCAUUCCAGCCCCAGCCCCACGUGGGGCAGCAGGAUUCCCUUGGAGCAGCUCAGGAAUGACUGGGUGUCUCUUGUCACGUGUCUAUUGCUGAGGCUGGAGCCCUGCACUCCCCUGGCUGUGCUGUUCACACCCCACAUUCACUGCAGCUGCUCUCUGUUCCCGGCUCACAGGCAGUGGGUGAGUGGGACAGGGGAGUAUCCCUUACCUCUCAGGCAGCCCCCCCAGCUGCUCUCUGCUCCCGGCCCACAGGCAGUGGGUGAGUGGGACAGGGGAGUAUCCCUUAGCUCUCAGGCAGCCCCCACCCCUACUGCUGUCCCCAGAGCAUCGCAGCCCUGGGGGGUGGCCAGAGGGUUAAAUCCACUUGUCUCCUCUCCUACUUCCUGCUAAAAAUCACAUCAAACGAUUAGGCCUGUUCUAGUCACAGCCUCCCAGCCCACCUUCCCUUCCCUACCCACCCCAUUUCCACUCUCCAUUCUCUAGGGGGGGUUGAAUUAACUCCCCCCUGGGGCAGGUGCACCAGGCCCUGCAGGCUAUAUACACCAAUGGGUCUUGUGGGUUUUCCAGCUGAUCUGGGUUUCCCCCCCGAACUCAGCCAGGCUCCCCUGCCUGCUUCACACUGCUCUGGCUUCCUGUGUAAAGAGAGUGUCACCCCGUAUUCUGCUGGGUGGGGGGCAUCCUCCUCCCUCUUCCCCCCCAUGCUGCUGGAGGCCACAGCCUUAAUCCCUGGGCCAAGCCUCAGCACUGGCCCUGAUGACCCAUCCCUAACGCAGGUGGGUGGGUUAAUCAUCUCUCCUAGCAUCUACACUCUGUGAUGAUGAACUGCCCCUGCAGCCUGUGGGGUGGGGGGGUCCCCUCACUAGUCUGAGCCUGUCAUAACACUGUCCCCCACAUGCCCCUCCUAACCCCUCCCCCUCCUUAUUCUGAGGGAAUCCCCCACUGCACCCAUGGGGGCGGGGGGGAGCUGACGUAUGCUGCUGCAUGGCUGGGGUCCCCUUGGGCUGGCUUGGAGUUUUUCGCGAUCCUUUUAAAGAAGCCGAAGGGGCUAGUGGCUGGAUCAGGACUCCUGGAUUUUAAUCCCUGGCUCUGGGAGGUGUGUGUAUGGGAUGGGCCCUACGCAUUAGACCAGGGGUGUGAGAGACAGGACUCGUGGUUCUGUUCCCAGCACUGCUACCACCUCUCACCCUUGGGCAUCUCCCCUUCCCUCUCUGUCUUGUCUUUAUCUGUUCACUCUGGAUCGGACUGACCUACCUCGCAGGGCGGGCAUGAGGAUGCGCAAUGUUUGUAAAGCUCCACGUGCUGCAAUAUUUAUAUCCCCUCCUGGCACUUGUCUUGAGCUGCAGGCUGGGAGCCCCAACUUCUUCAGUCACUCUCCAGCCCUCAGGCACUUACUGUAUCCACGACACUAAGCCCAGCACUGGUGCUUGGGCUUGGGCCUGGGCCUGGGCCUGGGCCCGGGCCCUGGCUCGGAGGGGAGUGGGUGAAGCAAGGGGCUUGGAGCGGGUGGUUACAUUGCGAGGGGCUCCAGGCCCCCAGGGUGGGGAGUGACCCCCUGCUGAGCAGGGCUUGGUCAGGGGUGGGAGUCCCAGAGACCAAGGCCCCUGUGCCCCACCCUCACGCUGUGAUGGAAAUGAGCUGUGACCCCCAAGCCGAACCCUGGUCCCCUGGGAGCUGCUGACGGGGGGGCAGAUCCCCCAUCCUCCCAGACCCUAUUUUUGUAUUUUACCUGUAAAGCAUCUUUAACAUAAAAAUAUAUCGACUCUA
Messenger RNA from Chelonoidis abingdonii (Abingdon island giant tortoise), 4580 nucleotides. It is a transcript of the gene GIPC1, whose product is annotated as GIPC PDZ domain containing family member 1. Gene Ontology annotation, molecular function: protein binding. NCBI's taxonomy places the organism in Eukaryota, Metazoa, Chordata, Testudines, Testudinidae. The record is from RefSeq and is a predicted model, not a curated record.